UUACGUAGGGUUGUUAUUGUCACGUGACCAUUCCUAACUCCAGCCGCUGCUUGAAAGUGCUAGAAGUUAUGAUGAAACCAGGUGAAAUAAAAGGUUCUGACUUGUGGCCGAGAGGUUUAUUAGUUAAACUUCACUCCGUCGGUCUGUGUUAAGUUUCCUCUCAGGCUUUUCUGGUGAAAAGCUUCUUUAAACCAGAAGCUAACUUUACUGUCGGUGGGGUUAGCAUUAGCCGAAGCGCCUUCAACGGAGGAAGAACUGAACUCACAUCGUGUUGCUGCUUCCUGUCAGGCUGGUUUCAGGAUGAGCAGGAGAUCGAGGUCGUCCCAUCUGGGCUUGCUGAUGCUGGGCUCCCAGCUGCUCCAGGUGGGCCUGGACAACAUCCCCCCGGUCACUCUGGCUGUCCUGGCUCUCAAUGUUUACCUUUACCUCUUCCCAGCAGCUCCGCUCCUGAGGACCUGUGUGAGCGUCCAGCAGGCGUACUGGCAGGGUGAAUGGCGGCGGCUGCUCCUGGCGCCGUUCCACCACGCCGACGACUGGCAUCUGUACUUCAACAUGGUGUCUCUGCUGUGGAAAGGGAUGAACCUGGAGCGGCGGCUGGGCACGGCCUGGUUCAUAUACGUUCUGUCCGUCUUCUCCGUGCUCACCGGGGCGGUGUACCUGCUGCUGGAGGCGCUGCUAACAGAGCUAGCUGACGACCAGUCCUACAGCCAGGCCUGCGCUGUCGGCUUCUCUGGUGUGCUGUUUGCGCUGAAGGUGCUGAAUAACCACUACCACCCCGGCAGUGUGACAUACGUGAUGGGGCUGCCGGUGGCUAGCCGCUACGCCAGCUGGGUGGAGCUCAUUCUGAUCCACUUAACGGCACCUGGGACUUCUUUUGUGGGUCACCUGGCAGGGAUCCUGGUGGGUUUGCUCUACACGUCCGGACCGCUCAACAGAAUCAUGAGGAAAUGUGCAGAUUUGUUUAUAUCAAACGAACACGGAUCACAUCGCAACUACUACAGAUCUUCCGGCACAUCAGGUUAUGCUGGCCAGAGUGGAGUACACUAUGGAUACUUUCAUGACCCCCCAGGUUACCACACGGCGUCGUACACCGGCGGGUUGACGGAGGAGCAGCAGCUGGAGGCGGCCAUCAGAAACAGUCUGCACGACCGAGGACGAGGCAAUGACCGACGAGGUUGUCCGUAUCGUGACUCCUCUGAUGAUGUCAGCGCCGAGGAGAUGAGGUGGAGGAGGAGGAGGCGGUUCGACAGCUGAACUCUGGUUUUGGUGGAAGGAGGAACAGACUGAGGAGGAUCGCUCUGAAUAAAGCGAUCAAACGUC
Messenger RNA from Xiphophorus couchianus (Monterrey platyfish), 1320 nucleotides. It is a transcript of the gene rhbdd1, whose product is annotated as rhomboid domain containing 1. Lineage: Eukaryota; Metazoa; Chordata; Actinopteri; Cyprinodontiformes; Poeciliidae. Gene Ontology annotation, molecular function: serine-type endopeptidase activity. The record is from RefSeq and is a predicted model, not a curated record. Bases 301 to 1254 code for a protein of 317 amino acids. The transcript is spliced from 8 exons. Gene Ontology annotation, cellular component: membrane.